GCCCUUACUAGCAAUGGCCGCUACCUGAUUCCAACCCAAAGGCCGGAGUUAUACAUGGCUUCGCCUCUCGUUCAAGUGGGGAGUAGGUGUUCUGUGACGGAGCGCGAGUAAACUAUGAGCCGCCCUUGUCUGUAGAAUCAGUGCUCGUCUUGCUCAGUAUGGCGGCCACAGCGGAACUCUUUGAGGAGCCGUUUGUUGCAGAUGAAUAUAUUGAGCGUCUGGCAUGGAGAACACCAGGGGGAGGAUCAAGAGGAGGAGUGGAAUCAUUUGAUCCUAAAAGAUUACUGGAACAGUUUGUUAAUCAUAUUGAAGAACUUAAGUUAAUGGAUGAACGAAUUCAAAGGAAAGUGGAGAAAUUAGAGCAUCAGUGCCAGAAAGAAGCAAAGGAAUUUGCCAGGAAAGUGCAAGAGCUUCAGAAGAGUAACCAGGUAGCUUUCCAGCAUUUCCAAGAACUUGAUGAACACAUCAGUUAUGUGGCAACUAAGGUGUGUCACCUUGGUGACCAGCUUGAGGGGGUAAACACUCCCAGGCAACGUGCUGUGGAGGCCGAGAAACUGAUGACGUAUUUUAAUGAGUUUCUAGAUGGUGAACUGCGGUCUGAUGUUUUUAACAACCCUGAAAAGAUAAAAGAGGCAGCUGAUAUCAUUCAGAAACUCCAUUUAAUUGCCCAAGAGCUUCCCUUUGACAGAUUUGCAGAAGUAAAAUCAAAGAUUGCAAGUAAAUAUCACGACUUGGAGCACCAGCUGAUUCAAGAAUUCACAAGUGCACAGAGAAGAGGUGAAAUAUCCCGCAUGAGAGAAGUCGCUGCAGUUUUACUUCAUUUCAAGGGCUAUUCCCAUUGUGUCGAUGUGUAUAUAAACCAGUGUCAAGAGGGGGCAUAUUUAAAAUAUGACAUAUUUGAAAACUCUGCUGUGUUGUGUCAACGUGUCAAUAGAGAAGUUGGAGAUGUAUUCAGUAAUCCAGAAAUUGUUUUGGCAAAGCUUAUCCAAAACAUUUUUGAAGUCAAGAUUCAGAGCUGUGUUAAAGAGCAGCUGGAUGAAUGCAGAAAAUCUGAUGCUGAACAAUACCUUAAGAGUCUUUAUGAUCUGUAUACAAGAACUACAGGACUCUCCAGUAGACUGAUGGAGUUCAAUCUAGGAACGGACAAGCAGACAUUUUUGUCAAAGCUGAUCAAGUCCAUUUUCAUCAGCUACUUGGAGAACUAUAUUGAUGUUGAAACUGCCUACUUGCGAAGUCGAAGUUCUGUGAUUUUACAGCGUUAUUAUGACUCCAAAAAUCACCAGAAGAGACCUAUUGGAGGUGGGGGAAUUCAAGAUCUAAAGGAAAGGAUAAGGCAGCGUACGAACCUCCCUUUGGGACCUAGUAUUGAUACACAUGGAGAGACAUUUUUAUCACAAGAAGUGGUGGUUAACCUGUUGCAAGAAACCAAGCAUGCCUUUGAGAGAUGUCAUAAACUUUCAGAUCCAUCAGAUCUCCCAAAGAAUGCUUUUAGAAUAUUUUCCAUUCUUGUGGAUUAUUUAUGCAUGGAGCAUAUCGAUUAUGCUUUGGAAAUAGGUUUAGUAGCAAUACCAUCUCCAGAUUCUAAGAAUGCCAAUUUAUAUUUUUUUGAUGUUGUGCAUCAGGCCAAUACAAUUUUCCAUUUAUUUGAUAAACAAUUCAAUGAUCAUCUCAUGCCAUUAAUUAGUUCCUCCCCAAAACUUACUGAGUGUCUUCAGAAGAAAAAGGAAAUAAUAGAACAAAUGGAGGUGAAACUAGAUACUGGAAUUGACAGAACAGUAAACUGCAUGGUUGGCCAAAUGAAACAAAUACUGGCAGCAGAGCAAAAGAAAACCGAUUUCAAACCCGAAGAUGAGAACAAUGUAUUAAUCCAAUACACUACAGCAUGUGUGAAAGUCUGCCUUUAUGUCCGAAAGCAAGUGGAGAAGAUAAGGAACUCAAUGGAUGGAAAGAAUGUGGACACUGUGCUUAUGGAGCUGGGUGUGCGCUUCCAUCGUCUCAUUUAUGAGCAUCUCCAGCAAUUUUCAUACAGCUCAAUGGGAGGCAUGCUUGCAAUUUGUGAUGUCGCAGAAUAUAGGAGAUGUGCCAAGGACUUCAAGAUUCCACUAGUAUUGCAACUGUUUGACACUCUUCACUCGCUUUGCAACCUCCUGGUGGUGGCCCCUGACAACUUAAAGCAAGUUUGCUCAGGGGAACAGCUUGCUAACCUAGACAAGAAUAUCCUACAUUCCUUUGUGCAGCUGCGAGCAGACUACAGACCUGCCCGCCUUGCUCGACACUUCAGCUGAAUACUUUACCGGCAGAUCAUCUGUAUAUAUCACUGCCAGUCCAUGGCUAUGAGAAUGCAUAUGGAGUUUCUCCUUUGUACAUAGAACUUGCUUAACUCUCUACUUGGCAGUGACAGGUGGGCAGAACAAUGACAGCCAUAUUCAUAGUAUCUAUUAUGCUUCCCAUUUUUACUGUCCGGAAAGUGGGGCAAAGCGUUCUAUAUUUUCUUUUUAACACGCAAAAUCCUUUGCCUCCUUCUUUGAAAGAGCAUUUCUUUUUGUACUGGAAAGCAUACUUCAGUGUAGACACUCCAUAUAUGCCGUGUGAUUAUGUGUUCAAACAAUACUGUGCCAGUGCUGCUUUUAUAAAAUGGGCAAGUAAAGAUUAUUUUUAAUGUUGUUAAGCUGCGGUUGCCUGGGUUUAGAGAUGCAGUAAUGUAACUUAGAGGCUAACUAUCCUUACAUUUCUCUUUCUGUGGUCUUGUGAGGGAGGGGGAGACACAUAAGCUGCUUCUUUUAUAUAAUAACUACUACAGUAUCCCCCUUUUUGAAAUAUAUGAAUGUUAUUGUUUUUAUUUGGACUUUAUUUGUGAGCUGCGCUUAGCUUUUCAACACACUUUCAGGCUGCCACAAUAUUUUGCCAGAAUUGUUUUCUUUAUGCAGUAUCAUCUAAAAUCUCUAAUUUAUUUGUACAUAACCAGAAUUAGCGCCAUUCUUUUCAUUGAAAUCCUUGCAUUGCACAUAAUACGCCAGUGGAGACCCAAAAGUCUUGUCUAUAAGUGUGACUCUAUAAGUAUUGUCCAGAUUAUACAUGUAUACAGACAUCCCUGUGUGUCUUGCACAUUUUCAAACGCAACUGAUUUGUAUUUUAAAAUGUAUAUAAAAUAAACAUGUUUUAGGAAUAGUG
This is a messenger RNA of Xenopus laevis (African clawed frog), 3171 nucleotides long. It is a transcript of the gene exoc5.L, whose product is annotated as exocyst complex component 5 L homeolog. Gene Ontology annotation, cellular component: cytoplasm; exocyst. Gene Ontology annotation, biological process: Golgi to plasma membrane transport; exocytosis. The record is from RefSeq and is marked provisional. Lineage: Eukaryota; Metazoa; Chordata; Amphibia; Anura; Pipidae.